Ascoidea rubescens DSM 1968 is the source of this 411-nucleotide messenger RNA. Its product is annotated as histone H3. The record is from RefSeq and is a predicted model, not a curated record. The transcript has a single exon. Gene Ontology annotation, molecular function: protein heterodimerization activity; structural constituent of chromatin; DNA binding. NCBI's taxonomy places the organism in Eukaryota, Fungi, Ascomycota, Saccharomycetes, Ascoideales, Ascoideaceae. Gene Ontology annotation, biological process: rRNA transcription. Bases 1 to 411 code for a protein of 136 amino acids. Gene Ontology annotation, cellular component: nucleosome.
AUGGCUCGUACUAAACAAACCGCAAGAAAGUCUACUGGUGGUAAGGCCCCAAGAAAACAAUUAGCCUCCAAGGCUGCCAGAAAAUCUGCUCCAUCUACCGGUGGUGUCAAGAAACCCCACAGAUAUAAGCCAGGUACCGUUGCUUUAAGAGAAAUCAGAAGAUUCCAAAAAUCCACUGAAUUGUUGAUCAGAAAAUUGCCUUUCCAAAGAUUAGUCAGAGAAAUUGCUCAGGAUUUCAAGACUGACUUGAGAUUCCAAAGUUCUGCUAUUGGUGCUCUCCAAGAAUCUGUUGAAGCCUACUUGGUCUCCUUGUUUGAAGACACCAACUUAUGUGCUAUCCACGCCAAAAGAGUCACCAUCCAAAAGAAAGAUAUCCAAUUGGCCAGAAGAUUAAGAGGCGAACGUUCUUAA